Molecule: messenger RNA, 696 nt
Organism: Alosa sapidissima (American shad)
Lineage: Eukaryota; Metazoa; Chordata; Actinopteri; Clupeiformes; Clupeidae
Product: golgin subfamily A member 6-like protein 22
Exons: 1
Coding region: 1-633 (210 amino acids)
Source: RefSeq, a predicted model, not a curated record
AUGGAAGCAAAAGUGAGAGACAAUGAGAGAGUGAUGAGAGAAAAAGUGAAGGAGAAAGAAAGACAGAUGAGGAAGAUGGUGGAAGAAGUGAGAGAGCAGGAGAGAAUUCAUCUAGAGAUGGAGAGACAAGCAAAGGGAAAAGAAAGACGAAUGAAAGAGAUGGUAGAAGAAACAACAGAAUGGAAGAGAGAACUGAAAGAGAUGGAGAUUAAAACAAAGGAGGAAGAGAAACAAAUGAAGGAGAUGGUAGAGAAAGCGAGAGAGCAGGAGCGAAUCCACAGAGAGACAGAGAAAGAAGUCAAAGAGCAGCAAGCAAAAGAGCAAAAGGAGAAACUAAUGAAAGAGAUGAAGCUAAAAACAGAGGAUGAAGAACAGAAAAAGAGAAAGAUGGAGGAGGAGGAACUGAGGAAAAUGAGAGAGAGGGAAGAAUUAAAAAAAGUGGCUGAAGAGAUGGCCAAGCAGUGGUCCCAGGAUGACGACGAGAGCGACACAGACUCAGACGACCUUUGGAUGGACGAGGAGGAGAAGGAGAUCAUCUUGGAGGCUGUCAAGAGACAGGCAGAAAUAAAGGAGAGAAAGAAGAGCGAGAUUAAAGAGAAUGACCAACACAUUAUGACUGAAGGGAAAAGCUAAAGACGGCAGAAAAGAAAGAAAUAUGAAAAAGAUGGACAAGCCCUAUUUUUUCACAAAAAAUGU